AUGGCCGUUUCAAACGCUUGGCGUUUACAUGUUAUGACCAAGGAUGGAUGGAUGGAUCAACUCUUGCUUCGACAUAGUCUUGCCAGAUACUAUUUGCGACAAGAAACUCUUAAAAGAGCCAGACCAUAUUCUUCUUUGGUCAAAGGACUGCCUCAAGAUGGUUCAAGCCUCUACCCAAGGAAGCUUGAAAAGCAAUUACGUGUGGGAGAUAGCAGCGAGCGUCGGCGGGCGGGCAGCGGCGCGCGCCACCGAGCGGCGGCGGCCGCAACGACGACGGCGCACAGCAAGCAGCUGGCGGCGGGCGGGCCCAACCACCCGCCCCAGCCGCAAGGUAACAAACGAUCGGGCUGCGGCGGCGAUGGCGACUACCAACUGGUGCAGCACGAGGUGCUCUACUCCUCGUCCAACCGGUACGAGGUGUUGGAGUUCCUCGGUCGCGGCACUUUCGGGCAGGUGGUGAAGUGUUGGAAGAAAGGCACCAACGAGAUAGUCGCUAUCAAGAUACUCAAGAACCAUCCCAGCUAUGCUCGUCAAGGCCAGAUUGAGGUUUCGAUCCUGUCCCGACUCUCGCAGGAGUCCGCGGACGAGUUCAACUUUGUCCGCGCUUACGAGUGCUUCCAGCAUCGCUCUCACACGUGUCUUGUGUUCGAAAUGCUGGAGCAGAACCUGUACGACUUCCUCAAGCAGAACAAGUUCUCACCGUUGCCGCUUAAGUAUAUCAGACCCAUACUGCAGCAGGUGCUUACCGCACUGCUUAAACUCAAGCAACUUGGCCUCAUCCACGCGGACUUGAAGCCAGAGAACAUAAUGCUGGUGGAGCCGGCUCGGCAGCCGUACCGCGUCAAGGUGAUCGACUUCGGCAGCGCCUCACACGUCAGCAAGGCAGUCUGCAACACCUAUCUGCAGAGCAGAUACUACAGAGCGCCGGAAAUAAUCCUGGGCCUAGCGUUCUGCGAAGCAAUAGACAUGUGGUCCCUGGGCUGCGUGGUCGCGGAACUGUUCCUGGGCUGGCCCCUGUACCCGGGAUCCUCGGAAUACGACCAGAUACGAUACAUCUCGCAGACACAAGGCCUGCCUACUGAACAUAUGCUCAAUAGCGCAUCAAAAACGGCGAAGUUCUUCUACCGCGACGUAGACAGUACGUACCCAUUCUGGCGACUGAAAACCCCUGAGGAACAUGAGCUUGAGACGGGCAUUAAGAGCAAAGAAGCCAGGAAGUAUAUCUUCAAUUGCCUUGACGACAUUGGACAGGUUAAUGUACCAACAGAUCUUGAAGGUGGCCAACUCUUAGCCGAGAAAGCAGACAGAAGGGAAUUUAUCGACUUACUCAAGAAAAUGCUUACUAUGGACCAGGAGAGAAGAAUAAUGCCCGGGGAGGCAUUGAAUCACGCGUUUGUGACACUCGCGCAUCUUGUCGAUUACGCUCACUGUAAUAAUGUAAAGGCUUCCGUGCAAAUGAUGGAGGUGUGCCGUCGGUCGGGCACGGGCGUGGGCGGCGUGAGUAGCGUGAGCGGGGUGGGCGGCGCGGAGUACGGCGUGGGCGGCGUGGUGGCAGGUGGCGCCGCGCCUGCAGCGCACCACCUCGCGCUCACCAUCAACCAGCAGCGCCUGCGCGCCGCGCCCUACGACAACCUGUACCAGCUGUACGGCGGCGGACGCGUGGCGGUGGGCGGCGCGCGGCAGUACGCCACGCGCGCGCCCGAGCCUUUCCCGCACCAGUUCGUCUCCUCCAUACUGUGCCAGCCCGCCUACCAGGUUCAACAGCUGGCUGCGGCGGCGGCGGCGGCCGCGGCCGCGCACCACCAGCACGGCGUGGGCGUGGGCGUGGGCGUGGGCGACGUGGCCGAGUGGCGCGCGCCGCUCAUCGUGGAGCCCGCGCCGCUGCCCGAGCCUGACGUCUGGGACUUCCACCCGCACCCCCCGCACCAUCAUCACCCUCACAAGAGAUCAACAAAGCAGCAGACGAGCGCCGUGCCACACUACCAGCCGCACCACCAAACGCAUCAAUACAGUAUGGCAAGCAGUGGUGGCAAAAAGGAACCUACUCAGCUGUCUCCGGUCAAGAAGAGGGUGAAAGAGGGCACUCCUCCAUCGAGGCAUAGGCAUCAUCAUGAUCAUAUGGGUCAAAACGUUACAAUCGGUGGUACGUGGGAGGGUAAUGGUAACUGUGGCGGUCACACCAUCACUAUCCGCGAUACUCCAUCUCCCGCCGUCUCCGUCAUCACCAUCUCUGAUUCCGAUGACGACGACACGUCGCGACAACCGCGCCCGGCUCAGCAAGGCCAGGGCCAACAUCAGCAACAACACCCACACCAGCAGCAGCUGCAACAUCAGCAACACCACCAACAUCAGCAACAUUCACAUAACAACAGAGCAGGAAGUGGCGAGUGCGCGGCAACAGCGGCCCACAACAAUAACACGAGCAACAGCAAUGUGAGCCACAACAGCACGGCCACGGUGCACAGCGGCGGCGUCAUCUGCAGCGCGCGCACUCCGCGCGACGAGCGCCACGUCAAGCACGAACCUCACCAGUCUCACCAGCCCCACCAGUCUCACCAGCCCCACCAGUCCCACCAGCCUCACCAGUCCUGCCAUCAUCAUCACCAGCAACAACAGCAAGUGCAACAACAACAACAACAACAGCAGCAGCAUCAGCAACAACAGCAGCACAUGCGCACACACGCGCCGGUGCAGCCGCAAGCGACGCCGCAGAGCCAGAAGAAACGACUUUUGGCUCUGGCACAACAGGAGGCCCAAGCAAAACAAGAGCCCCUGGCUGAUCAGCAACCGGCCCAUUAUGUUUCCGGUGGUGCGACCAUCCGUCAAACGAAUGACUACCAAUGCAAUCAAUACAUGCAAGCGCAGCACAGUAAACGGGAUAGUAGUGGAGGGUGUCGCGAAUACCUGCCGGCGACUAGCGGCGCCAUGAGCGCAGUGAGCGGCGCGCACGCAGUGGCCGUGGGAGUGGGUGUGGGAGUGGGAGUGGGCGUGGGGGUUGGCGUGGGCGGCCCGCCGGCGGCGCACAAGCACACGGCGCCGCACGCCUGGCACCACCACCCGCACGCACACUACAAAACGGCUAGUGGAGGUGUUCUAUCACCAGGAGGAGGUGUGUCGCCCGGUUACCUUCCGCCGCCACUUUACGUGCCCACAUAUCAUUACCACACGGGCGGCGUGGCGGGUGUGGCGGGCGUGGCUGGGCCGCCGCCGGCGCACCACGGCAGCGGCGCGCGGCUGCCGGGCUACCUGCAGCCGUACUCGCCCACGUACCUGGUGCCGCCGCACGCCGCGCACGCCGCACACGCCGCGCAUGCGCACGCGCACGCCGCGCACUCCGCGCCGCACCAGCAGCACCAGCAGCACCUGUGGUACGACUGA
Parnassius apollo (apollo) is the source of this 3378-nucleotide messenger RNA. NCBI's taxonomy places the organism in Eukaryota, Metazoa, Arthropoda, Insecta, Lepidoptera, Papilionidae. The record is from the annotation of a GenBank genome assembly.